Hypanus sabinus (Atlantic stingray) is the source of this 8752-nucleotide messenger RNA. Its product is annotated as receptor-type tyrosine-protein phosphatase mu-like. The transcript is spliced from 34 exons. Gene Ontology annotation, biological process: protein dephosphorylation. Bases 370 to 4872 code for a protein of 1500 amino acids. Gene Ontology annotation, cellular component: membrane. The record is from RefSeq and is a predicted model, not a curated record. NCBI's taxonomy places the organism in Eukaryota, Metazoa, Chordata, Chondrichthyes, Myliobatiformes, Dasyatidae. Gene Ontology annotation, molecular function: protein tyrosine phosphatase activity; protein binding.
GAGCGCCGCCUGUCAUACAGAGUCGCGCCCGCAGCCAGCCACGACUGUGCGCGCUCCACUGGAAGCGGGCGGGCGCGCGCGUCUCCCCCCGACGUCAGCGCUUUCCUGGCCAGUCUUGUCAGAGCCAAGUAACCCGAAGUAGUGGAAAAAAGCUCAACACGAGAGGAAUUUAACUUGGAAAAGAACGGCGAAGGGAAGGAAACCACCGGGUCCAAAUCUGGGAGCUCGGCUUUGUAUCUGGGACCCCUGCAGGGUGUCGGCGAACCCCAGUUCAGUUUCUGGGACCCCCGCCUCUCUUCCUGAGUUGUCUGGGACCCCUCGACUGUGCGGGUUCCGUUCUUUUUUUCUGGAGGAGUUGCGCUGGGAAGGAUGGAGCGGUUUCUAAGUUACCUUCUGGUUGGAUUGAAUCUUUUGCAAAGAGUUGGAGGGCAGACGAUUGCAGGAAGCUGUUCCUUUGAUGAACCAUUCAAUGCAUGCGGGUACAGCCAAAGGCUUGAAGACAGUGACCUUGACUGGGAUCAAGUAAACACAAUAGUGAAGCCUUUUAUGGAUCCAUGGAUACCAACAGGGUCGUUUGUGAUGGUCAACACCUCCGGACGCCAGGCAGGACAAAAAGCGCAUCUUUUAUUAUCGAAAGUGAAGGAGAACGAUACACACUGCAUUGAUUUCCAUUACUUCAUAUCUGGCAAGGAAAGGGCAAACCCGGGGUUACUCAAUGUUUAUGUGAAGGUCAAUGAUGGACCCCUUGGGAACCCAAUCUGGAAUGUGUCUGGAAUGACAACUAGAAGCUGGAACAAAGCCGAAUUGGCCAUUAGCACCUUCUGGCCAAAUUUCUAUCAGGUUGUGUUUGAAGCAGUCACAUCAGGUCAGCCUGGGUACAUUGCUAUUGAUGAAGUGAAAAUCCAAGGACACCCAUGCACGAAAACUCCCCAUUUCCUACGCCUGCAGAAUGUAGAGGUUAACGCGGGGCAGAAUGCCACCUUCCAGUGCAUGGCCAAUGGGCAAACUUCCUUCACUGACAAACUUUGGCUUCAGCGGCGCAAUGGACAUGACACACCUGUGAAGGAGACCAAAGUGUUGAACCACCGUCGAUUCGUAGCUACCUUCAUGGUGGCUAACACCAUUAAGAGUGACAGUGGCCGCUAUCGUUGUGUGAUUGAAUCGGACAGAGGCUCCGGAGUUUCCAACAAUGCAGAGUUAAUUGUGAAAGAUCCACCUACUCCGAUUGCCCCACCUCAGAUUAAUUCUGUUGGUGCUACGUACCUGUGGAUCCAGCUUAACGCAAACUCCAUCAGUGGGGACGGGCCUAUCAUCCAACGUGACAUUGAUUACCGCAGCACAUCUGGGAGCUGGGCGGACAUACAGCCAGUGGACAGCCAUCAGUACAAAAUUGGCCACCUGGAUCCUGACACCGAGUAUGAAAUCCGAGUCCUCCUCACCCGACCUGGAGAAGGGGGAAGGGGAGCUCCUGGCCCUGCCCUCAGAAUGAAAACUAAGUGUGGAGAUCCCAUGCACGGACCUAGGAAUGUGGAAGUUAUGGAAAUCAAGUCGAGACAAGUCACAAUCCGCUGGGAGCCAGUGGGCUACAAUGUGACCCGGUGCCACAGUUUUAACCUCACAGUUCAUUACCGGUACGUGGUGGGAGAUCAAGAACACGUGGGCGAGGAGGUCUGUCAGGACACUGGGCACUCUCUGCCACAGUACACCCUGCGCGGUCUGUCACCGUACACCAACGUCAGUGUGAAACUGGUCCUGAUGAACUCAGAGGGGAGAAAAGAAAGCGAGGAGCUUGUGAUCCAGACAGAUGAAGAUGUGCCUGGUGCAAUUCCAAAAGCCUCGGUGCAAGGAAGCCCCUUUGAGGAGAAGAUUUAUCUGCAAUGGAAAGAGCCGAUUGAAACGUUUGGCAUUAUCACACUUUAUGAGGUCUCCUACAAUGCCAUCAGCUCAUUUGAGCCUGAGAUUGACUUAUCGAACCAAAGCGGUCGAGUGUUCAAGUUAGGAAAUGAGACCCAUCACUUGUUUGUUGGCUUACACCCGGGAACAACCUAUUCAUUUACCUUUCGUGCCAGCACUAUCAAAGGCUAUGGGCUCCCCAUCACAAAGUCCUUCACUACAAAGAUAUCAGCACCAUCCAUGCCCACAUAUGAUCAUGAUGCACCAUUGAACCAGACUGACAGUACUGUGACUGUUCUGCUGAAGCCUGCCCAGAGCAGAGGUGCACCUGUCAGUGUCUACCAGGUCAUUGUGGAAGAAGAGCGCCCACACAGGGCAAAGAAGGACAUAAAUGCUCCGGACUGCUACUUUAUUCCCAUCACCUACCAGAACAUCUCAAUUUCAGACUCUCCUCAUUAUUUUGCUGCUGAAUUUCCACCGGCAGCCCUCAAAGUGGCCCAGCCAUUUACCAUCGGAGAUAACAAGACAUACGGUGGCUACUGGAACGCUCCACUUCUUCCGCACAAGAGUUAUAGCAUUUACUUUCAAGCAGUGAGCAAAGCCAAUGGGGAAACCAAAAUUGACUGCGUCAGGGUCGCUACAAAAGCUGCGAUAAUUGUGACUCAGCUUACAACACCAUACAUUCGCAUCGCCCCUGCUGCAGGCGACAACCAACUAACAGGAAGUGCGACUCGUAAACCGAGCGCAGAAGAGCCGGAGAAACAGACGGACCACACAGUGAAAAUCGCCGGGGUUAUUGCUGGAAUUCUUCUGUUUGUCAUCAUUUUCCUUGGCAUUGUGUUGAUCAUGAAGAAGAGAAGAAGCUCUCAGUCCUACACUUACUACCUAAAACUAGCAAAGAAGCGAAAGGAUACGUUGAGCAGUACCCGGCAAGAGAUGACUGUGAUGGUAAAUUCAAUGGACAAGAGCUUUACUGAGCAAGGAACUAAUUGUGAUGAGGCUUUCUCCUUUAUGGAUACACAUAAUCUGAAUGGAAGAGCCGUGUCCUCACCAUCUUCAUUUACUGUGAAGACAAAUACACUGAAGAGCCCAGGAAUUCAGAAUUCUUACUAUCCAGCAGAUCCUUUCGUGCCAACAGCAAUAUUAGAUGAAAAUCAGACUGUCAACAAUGAGACCAGCAGCCUGGCACAGCCCCACCCCUACAAGAAACGAGAGCCUGUGGAUGUGCCAUACCAAACAGGGCAGCUUCAUCCAGCCAUUCGGGUAGCAGACCUGCUGCAGCACAUAACACAGAUGAAAUGUGCCGAAGGUUACGGAUUCAAAGAAGAGUAUGAGAGUUUUUAUGAAGGACAGUCCGCCGCAUGGGAUUCUGCCAAGAAAGAUGAAAACAGGAUGAAGAACAGAUACGGGAAUAUCAUAGCUUAUGAUCAUUCUCGGGUCAGACUACAACCAUUGGAAGGUGACUCAAAUUCUGAUUACAUUAAUGCAAACUAUGUGGAAGGCUAUCACAGACCGAACCACUAUAUUGCCACACAAGGACCGAUGCAAGAAACAGUCUAUGAUUUCUGGAGGAUGAUUUGGCAAGAAAAUUCUGCUUCUAUUGUCAUGGUGACAAACCUGGUGGAGGUUGGAAGGGUGAAGUGCUGCAAGUAUUGGCCUGAUGAUACAGAAAUCUACAGAGACAUCAAAGUAACUCUCAUUGAAACAGAACUGUUGGCUGAAUAUGUCAUCAGAACAUUUGCAGUAGAAAAGAGGGGUGCCCAUGAGAUACGAGAGAUCAGGCAGCUCCAUUUCACUGGUUGGCCAGACCAUGGUGUUCCAUACCAUGCUACAGGGCUUCUGGGCUUUGUUCGACGUGUCAAGACAAAGAAUCCAGCAGGUGCUGGACCUAUUGUGGUGCAUUGCAGUGCUGGAGCAGGAAGGACGGGGUGCUUCAUGGUCAUUGACAUCAUGUUGGACAUGGCAGAAAGAGAAGGGGUUGUCGAUAUCUACAACUGUGUCAGAGAGCUGCGAUCACGCAGGGUCAACAUGGUCCAGACAGAGGAACAGUAUGUAUUCAUCCAUGACGCCAUACUAGAAGCCUGUCUGUGCGGAGAUACAGCAAUUCCCGCCUCUCAGCUGAGGUCUGCCUAUUAUGAGAUGAAUAAGCUGGAGCCACAAACUAAUUCUUCGCAGAUAAAGGAGGAGUAUAGGACUCUUAAUAUGGUGACCCCAACACUACGAGUCGAGGACUGCAGUAUAGCCCUCCUACCGCGGAACCAUGAGAAGAACCGAUGCAUGGACGUCCUUCCACCAGACCGAUGUCUCCCAUUCCUCAUCACCAUAGAUGGCGAGAGCAGCAACUACAUCAACGCUGCCCUAAUGGACAGCUAUAAGCAGCCAUCUGCCUUCAUUGUUACUCAACACCCAUUGCCAAAUACUGUGAAGGACUUCUGGAGACUGGUGUUGGACUAUCACUGCACAUCAAUUGUCAUGCUGAAUGACGUGGACCAUGCUCAGCUGUGCCCUCAGUACUGGCCAGAAAAUGGUGUCCAUCGGCAUGGGCCCCUCCAAGUGGAGUUUGUGUCCGCUAACCUUGAAGAGGAUAUAAUCAGCAGAAUAUUCCGAAUUUACAAUGCAUCCAGGCCUCAAGAUGGCUGUAGGAUGGUGCAGCAGUUCCAGUUUCUGGGAUGGCCCAAGUGUCGAGAUAAUCCCAUCUCCAAACGUUCCUUCUUGAAACUCAUCAGACAGGUGGAAAAAUGGCAGGAGGAAUAUGACGGUGGGGAAGGUCGCACAGUUGUACAUUGUCUGAAUGGUGGAGGACGCAGUGGCACAUUCUGUGCAAUCAGUAUCGUGUGUGAAAUGCUGCGACAUCAGCGGGCUGUAGACGUGUUCCACGCUGUAAAAACACUGCGUAACAACAAGCCCAAUAUGGUUGACUUGCUGGAUCAAUAUAAGUUCUGCUAUGAAGUGGCAAUUGAAUGCUUGAAUUCUGGUUGAUCAAGAUUUAGCAGAUACACUGGCAGCCGACGAGACCCAUCCUGUCCACAUUGAGAAAGCAACUCCCUGAUUCCUGGUAAACUGUGAUGAGAGAGCUUCACAUCAUCAGCCAUCAGUUCUACAAGCCAAUGCUUCUCCUUAGUUUUUAUCCCACUCGCUGGGUCCCUUCUGGGAGCUCAGAGGAACAGUAAGAGAAAGAGAGACUGUAAAAUUCUGCUUGCACUGCCAGACAUUUACUUUAAUCCACCAGCUCCCUAUACUGUAGCUGUUUAAUAUUUAAAAUAAAAUCAAUAUUCAUAGUAAAUGUAUACACAUUAUUCAAAAUAUUGUUAGUUAGCUGUUGUAACUAAAGAGCACAAUAUCUUUUUUAAAUGCAAAGCAUUUUACUGACAGCCUAGAGAAGUUGACAAAUGCCAAGAGCAAAAAGUAAAUCCAUUAAACUCAAUCAUUAAAUACUUUUCUAAGUCUAUUCCAACCAUAAUCUUCCUUAUAACCUGAGCCUGUAUCCUCCCUGACUCUCAGUCACCGCCCAAGAGCUGUUGCAUUUCCCCAUGUAAAACAACUUCAAAUACUCUUCUGUCACCUGGGAUCAUUUUAUUCUUCAUGUGAACAAUUCUAAUUGCAAAUAUGUUAAGUCUCUAUUCUUGUACAGUUUGAGUUCAAGUUUAUCAAUAAAUGCCAUGAAAAUUAGCUUUCUACAGAGCAUUACAGACUAUAAUCAUCAUUUCUACCUUGUUCCUUUUUAAUACAAUUUUCCUUCAGAACCUUAUAUUUAAUUGUUUUUUUCUCUCUCCAAUCUCCAACUUCAUGUCCUUUGAGAAACAGUUGAGGUCUUCUCUUACAUUACAGAUUUUACAUCAGCACAGGUCACAACAAUUUCAGUUCUUCUAGCUCAGUUCAUCCAUUCUCCAUUGCACCUUUGAUUAUCUGUGUUUUGCCUCCAGUUACCCACUCCUGCUCUGAAUCUGUAUUCAAAAGAAUGCCAGGAGGUUGAAGUUGAGCUGGCUUUCACAGCCAGGGAGAGUGAGUGUCCGAUUUCUACUCCUCUUUGAAUGGUGUGCUGAUAUGACCGGUGGGGGGAGUGGUGUAUGGCAAUGGUUGAAUUGCCAAUCUCACUGAUAAAAGUUGCUUAUUCUUCUAUCUGAAGAAGUGGGUUGAUAUUCUGACUACUGGGUUGUAAGGUGCCACAGUAAAGAUGUCUCGUAACGUAAAGAAGAGACUGAUUCAUUUGUGUAGCAUCAUUUUAAAAUGCCUCUCUAUGCCAACCUAGCCCUUGUCCUCAUAGCCUAUUCCCCUUACUACUGGCUGUUCAACUAAUCCUGCAGUGUGGAAUUCAGGUCAUGGUAAUCCUGGAAAAUCAUAAGCAAAGCCAGUGGAUCACCAGAAAUUAAUGUCAAUCAUUAAUUCCAUUCCUGAGAUGUUAAUUCCAUCCUCUCCCAGGAUCUUUGUGGAAGAUCCAGAUUUUGCAAUGAUCCAACUGGGUUAUACUUGUAAUUUCAUUCUGUGUCCGUCACAAAUAUGCCUUCAUCUAUUUCUGUUACAUAGCUUGCCUUCACAGUCUGACUCCACCAAUCUGCUACUAAAGCACUCGUCCGCACUCUUCUUACCUCCUCUCUGAGCCUCAUCAGUACCAUUAUGGUUGGCGUCCCUAUCCUCCAUUCAAAAAUAAACUUCAACUCCUGCCCACCCCCUCCUUGCAAACAAGCCAUCACCCACCUAUUUGGCAACUCUCCGUUGUCUCCUUUUCUUUCAUUUAGGAAGUUCCUUUGACCUAACUAUUUGGCCAAACUUUUGACCAUCUUUGCCAAUUCACUCAGUGUCGUUUUGUUCUUUAAUGCUUUGACUCCCUUGUUCUGCAUUGAAAUAUUUUCCUACAUUAAAGUCUACUUUCAUGCAAGAUUUUGAUGUCAUCAGGUUAAUCUGAACAGCACUGCUCUAGGGCAGAUUCCUGUGCUGUUUUCACCAUUCCAACGACCAUGGGGUAAUCUCAACUGUUGACGCUAUCACUAGGGAGUCUGCAGUUGCUCCUUGUGACAGCAUUGGGUUCACCCCAACUCUGAGUGCUGCAGUUGCAAGAUCGACCCUAUAAAUUACCCCUUUUGUAGCUGGGUUGUGGUUGGUAGUUUAAUUGGUCCAUGUAAUUUAUCCAUUGUGUCAAGGAGUGCUACGAAAAUUAGAGUGGAGCAAAUAGACAGGUGGGAGAUUAUAUGCUGUGGGGAAAAUGGGGGUAAUGGUAUUUUCCCAAGGGUCAACAUAGACUCACUGGGCAGAAUGGCCACCUCAUGGGGAGAUAUGGAAGUAUGAAAACCUCACAUUAACCAGUACGGUUAACAUACAGGAUUCUCCUACUGCUCUGCAGUCUUCAAAAUGUUGAGGUCCAAUGCCUUAAGAUUUUACAAAAAAAAUUAGCACAAAUUUGUGCAGUGGACAUUUUAAAAAUGACCUGCGUAUGCUUUAACACCAGUAACACCAUUUUCACCCAUCAGUGAAUUAGGACUGGGCGCUCCCAAGAGUGACCAGUUUAAGUGCAAGUGCCAUUUCUGCAACAUCUCUGACACAUGUGAUGACAUCAUCAGUGUGCACUGUCUUUGCAUCCACUGUUGACACUGAAAAGUUCAACGUUUGACCUGUUCUUUCUCAUUAAUUGUUAAUCAACAACGAGCAAACACUGUGCCAAGUCGCCAAUCAUCUGCCAAUGAAAGUGGGACACUGAUUUACAUGUCAGCCUUGUGUAGGGGCCACGCUAAUCUGCUUUCCCCCUUCAUUGCUCCUGUCAAACUGAUCACUGGUGUUCUUACACAGUGCUGGAUUGAAUUUGAACACAUUCAAACUCAGUGGUCCAAGUUUCUGGAUGUCAGUCCAGUCACAUAACCAAAAUGUGGUCGUAUCAAGACAGACAUUGUAUUGCCUUGUCUUCGUUAUUUGUACCACAGCCUGAGGAAAGAAGGCUGUAAUGUACUUGGGUGAUUGAGCUAUACAUUAUAAAGUUAAUUGAUAAUAUUGAAAGGAAUAGAUUCAAACGGAAAAACAAAUAUUCUUCAUGUCCUCCUUCAUUACUUUUUCAUGAAGUGAUUGGCUUUCAGUGUUUUCCUACAUUCCUAUUGUCUAUCAUGAUUGAAAAGGAAAGGUACCUCAAUCGUGAUCUUCCACACCUUUCAAAAUUAUUUUUAAGCAAAAAUGACAAAGUGAGAGAAUGGCUGCAGAGAAGGAGGAUAAAAUAAAACUCUCUUCCUUCAAGACAACUCAGUAUUAGCAUUGGCCCCUUGGCUUAGUAUAAAAAGAUUGAAGCAGAGACUAAUAUUUCAGUGUGACCCACUGAUAAGGAUUUAGUAGUAUCAGUAUUAUCAGUUAGCUCUGGUGUUAGUCAACUUCUAAUGAGGAAUUUGAUUGCUUGUACUAGGUCACUGAAUGCAAUACUGUUCAAGGCACAGUAUGCAUUUCAAUUUUGUGGAGAAGGCAGUCCCUGGUUACCUUUUAUAAUCCUUAUAUUCAAAAAAAUACAUUUAGUGUAUGUGGCUUAUAUAAUCUUAAUGGACCAUUUGUAUGUUCGAAAGUUUUCCUUUUCUUUUGUCAUGAUUGUUACCCAUCAGCUUGUCAACUUACAAAUAACUGCUGAGUGCAGCUAUAACAACAGAAAAAGCCAGAAAUUAGUCAGACCCUCAAUGAAUGAGCCAAAGCUUUAUUCUUCAUUUGUUUAUAUUGUAAAUAUUUAUGAAUCAUCUGAUUAUUUAUUCAUGAAGAAAACUCCUUUUGUGAAGCACCGUGAGUGACAAUCGUUUUUCCAGAAACCUUAGUAUUGUCCACAGAAUGAUAUUGUUAACUUUUUGUUUAUCUUGUGUUGCAGUAAUUGAUCGUGCAAUAAAGAAUUAUCCGACCAGCA